GGAUAUCCAGCCUAGGGAAAAGCACCAGAGGAAUGCCUCAGCCCAGCAGAAGAAACCUUGCCACGUCAGCCAAUCCGCUCAAGUCCUGCCUUAGAAACACCUGUUGAUUCCCCCUCCCCCACUCCAGGCUCACCUGGGUGCAGGUUAGGCAGGUGAAGCACCUCCCCGGAAACGGAGCUGGAGUGACCUACCCGCCAGCCCAGUUUGCUCAGAGAGGAUCCAGCAUUUCCAGGCUUCUUGAGCCAGCGGUGACAGCUGAGGCCAUGUGAGUGGAUCUUGAAUGAGGCUUUAUCUUUGACUCUUCCUCCAUCUUCUACGGUGGUACCAGCAUCCUCGGCCAGCCAGGAUGGGACGGGCAACCGAGAGAACUGGAGCCAGAGAGGUGAUGGUGACCAGACCCGGGACUGUGAGAGGAACGGGAUUCAGGGUCUCUAGCUGCCAAGUAGGCCAUGCUCUGCACCCUUUAACCCCUGACACUGACCUCUGCCUUCUGCCCUGACCCUGCCAGCCCCAGCCAUGCCUGGAGGAGAAGCUCAGGGCUCCCUGCGCCCAGGGCUGCCCCCGGAAGUGCUGGCGGAGCAGGUGGAGCUAUGGUGGUCCCAACAGCCGCGGCGCUCUGCCCUCUGCUUCGCCAUGGCUGUGGGCCUUGUGGCGGGCUGCGGGGUGGGCGGUGUGGCUCUGCUCUCUUCUACCAGCAGCCGCUCAGGCGAGUGGCGGCUGGCAGUGGGCACUGUGCUCUGCCUGCUGGCCCUGCUGGUCCUGGUGAAGCAGCUGAUGAGCUCGGCCGUGCAGGACAUGAACUGCAUCCGCCAGCCCCACCACGUGGCCCUGCUGCGCAGCGGUGGGGGUGCCGAUGCCCUCAUGGUGCUACUCAGCGGCCUCGUGCUGCUGGUCAUGGGCCUGACGCUGGCCGGGCUGGCCGCAGCCCCUGCCCCAACCCGGCCCCUGGCCACCAUGCUGUGUGUGGGCAUCGCCCUGGCUGCUUCAGGCUCACUCUUACUGCUGGGCUUGCUGCUGUACCAGGUGGGCAUGAGUGGACACUGCCCCCCUAUUUGCGCCCCCACCCCCACUGCCCAUGGUGACCCCAGGGACAAUGGCGGCGUCUUCAGCAUCUCGGGACAGUUGUCUGCUGGCCAGCGUCCUGAGACCACCUCCAGCAUCGCCAAUCUCAUCUGACCGAGCCGGAGCCUUCCUUCCCACCACCUGCUCGGAGCCGCAGAACUGUGCCAGGUCACGCGUGUGAGCCAGCACGUGUGCGAGAGGGGAGGGGAGAGGGCAGAUGAGGCGUGGGUUGUCCCGAGACAGUCAGCCCGCCUGUGGAUUGUAUGAGGUGAUGAAGACCUUUUUGUACUCAUGCCCGCACCUCAGGAGGGUGAGUGCGGGGCUCCCGGGAACCUGGUGUUUGUCCCACAACUGUCAGAGUUGACCUGUCUGUGUCUGGAGUCUCUGGGCAGAGAAGUGUCUGGGAUCCCUGAAGAUCUUUGGCCCCUAUUCCCAACACCCCUCAAAACCAACCCUGCCCGGUGCCACCUGUCAAGAAUUUCCACAGAAGUGACUGUUGCCCACCCACAGACUGUGCCAGCACCCCUGAGGAGAGUAAAUGGUGGCAACGUGGAAAGGACAUGGGCUCUGGAGUGGGACUGGUCUGGAUUGGAACCCCCCCCCUUCCACUCACAGCUGGGGGCCUCAGGCAAGUGACUCGACCUCUCUGAGCUUCCAUUCUUGAGGGUGAUGGUCACAGUUCUGGGGAUUGUUGUGAGGACUGACAUGUGGAAGGAAGGGGCGCGUCUGCAAUAAAAGCAGU
Messenger RNA from Talpa occidentalis (Iberian mole), 1804 nucleotides. It is a transcript of the gene TMEM125, whose product is annotated as transmembrane protein 125. NCBI's taxonomy places the organism in Eukaryota, Metazoa, Chordata, Mammalia, Eulipotyphla, Talpidae. The record is from RefSeq and is a predicted model, not a curated record. Bases 517 to 1176 code for a protein of 219 amino acids. The transcript is spliced from 4 exons.